UUUCAGCAAGGGAUAAAUCCCAUGUAGUCUACAAGGAAGUUGCCCCACUUUGGAUUUUUUUCCCCUCCCUUGCCCGAGUUUACAUUCAGGUUGCGUUUAUUUUUAUUUAUUUAUUUUUUUGGCAACGACAAAAUGUCUUAUAUCCCUGGGCAACCACUGACUGCUGUCGUGCAAAGGAUUGAGAUUCAGAAGUUGCGACAUGGCGACAAUCUCAUCCUUGGAUUCAGCAUCGGGGGAGGAAUCGAUCAGGAUCCUGGGCAGAAUCCCUUUUCAGAGGACAAGAGUGACAAAGGCAUCUAUGUGACACGAAUCACGCCAAACGGACCAGCAGACACAGCUGGUUUGAUGAUGGGAGACAAAAUUAUGCAGGUAAACGGCUGGGACAUGACCAUGGUCACCCACGACCAGGCCCGGAAAAGGCUGACAAAGAAGAAAGAGGAUGUGGUACGCCUCUUGGUCACCAGAAAGUCAUUGGAGGACGCUGUAAAAAAUUCAAUGGGAGGGCACCACGCCCGGAAACUCUGAGGCCUUAUCGGGACCACCAAAUAGAGCAAGUCCCUUUAUGAAGUCACUGGACAAGAGAACCUGUACCUGUUUCAUUCCAUACCAACACAAACACACACACACAAAAAAACUCCAUGCGUGUCUUCAUAACAUAAAGGGGAGAGAUGCAUUUUUGUUCAGACAUUUAGCUUAUUACCAUUACUCUGUACUUGCAUGUGUGAUUUUUAUUUUUUCAUUUUUUUUAUUAAAUUGAAAUAAUACAUUAUAUUUUUGGUUUGUAAGUAUUUGUAGCUAUUUUUACACCACUCCAUUCAAUAACCACAAUCAUAAACUAUUACUGCUCUUACAGCGUCAAAAUCAAAAUCGAGAAGCAGAAUUUUUUUUUAUAUAUAUAUCUUGUUUUGGAUCUUAUUGUGCACCUAUUGUUUCUUGAGAUUUCAUCAAAAAUUGACUGGAUGUCGCAUGACUGACAGCAUAGCAACAGUGUUUGACAGUCAUUUGUGUGUGAUUGUACAUCCUAACAGUUGCCAAAGUAAAUAUGUGCAUCAUGAAUAUUAAUAUGCUUUUGUUGCCAUGGUAAUGAAGCACACUUUCAUGGUACAGACUGAACUGUAUGUUGAUUACUCUUAAAAGGGCUGAACUGUUCUGGUAAAAUCCAGAAACUCUUCUUGGGAAGUUGAGCUAUGGAAUUUUCAGACUAUUGCAAGUGGUAGUAAUCUGUUGGUAAUUUGUGGUUCAUGCCAAUUACUAUACAGUUCCCUGAGUUACCAUGAAAAUUCUCCAACUUGCUGGCGACCAGUCUAGGGUGUGUACCUUGUGCUAGGAAUGCCUUCAGCUCAAAUGGGGUUUGAACCCUGGUACUGAUGUCUAAAAUUCCACAGUAUUUACUUGUAGCGUGUGUGCAUUAUUACGUUGUAAACAAUAAUUUGGGUCCUGAUCCUGUUGUGAUCAUUUUUUUAAAUUGGGAACACAACUUUAUCCUUUCCUUUAAAUCACUUGAUGUGAAGCUAAUAAAAAAAAAGGUGUUGAUACCCACCACACCUGGUACCUAUUGAUUUGGAAUGUGAAUUCCCAUUGUCUGCUUUCAGAUUUUGUCGAAACUAGCCUCACAGCUCAAAUGUUUGGCAUUUUGAUUGUACUAAUCCAGAUGUUUUGGAUUAAAAUAAGACGAAAGGAAUGAAAUUCGGCUUGAUUUUGUUUAGUAGAAUUUUUUCUUUUUUUUUUGACACAGACAUUUGAAAUGGCUGUACAUGUGUGUAGUUAAUUUCAGUACGGCUUCUUAACAAAAGCGGAUUUUAAGGGGGGGGGGGCAGGCCCCCCCGGUGGCCAACAAGUGUCAUUGCAUGCAGACUUUCCCAUUUAUAAAAGUUGUAAAGCAAUAAAACUGCAACAAAAAUGAAUGAAAUGAACAAAAAAAUAUUUUUUAUAAUGGGUCAAAAUUAUUUUUCGACCAGAUCAGGUGACUAGCAACUGAGACAGUCAUUUGCUUUGCAUAUAAUUUUUUUUUUUAAUUUGCGGAGGGCAAUUUUAUUUUUCAAAUGAUUUUUUUCUUUGAUUGAAUUUAUUAUUUUUUUUCAAUUGAAGCAACUUUUUUUGGGGAUUAAAUGUUUUAGACACAAAUGUCCUACCCAUAAUAUGGCCUCGAUGAAAAAUUAAGUGUUCAAAUUAGGGCUGUCAAAAUUAUCGCGUUAACGGGCGGUAAUUAAUUUUUUAAAUUAAUCACGUUAAAAUAUUUGACGCAAUUAAUGCACAUGCCCUGUUCAGACAGAUUUAAAUGACAUAACAGUGAAAUGCCCACUUGAUAAUUGUGUUAUAUGGAGUUUUGCCGCCCUCUGCUGGCGCUUGGGUGCGACUGAUUUUAUAGGCUUCAGCACCCAUGAGCAUUGUGUAAGUAAUUAUUGACAUCAACAAUUGCGUGCUACUAGUUUAUUUUUUGAUUGAACAUUUUACAAAUUUUACUAAAACGAAAACAUUAAGAGGGGUUUUAAUAUAAAAUUUCUAUAACUUGUACUAACAUUUAUCUUUUAAGAACUACAAGUCUUGCUAUCCAUGGAUCGCUUUAACAGAAUGUUAAUAAUGUUAAUGCCAUCUUGUUAUAACAAACACAGUCCUUAUGUACCGUAUGUUGAAUGUAUAUAUCCAUCUUGUGUCUUAUCUUUCCAUUCCAACGAUAAUUUACAGAAAAAUAUGGCACAUUUUAUAGAUGGUUUGAAUUGCGAUUAUUUACGUUUAAUUCAUUUUUAAGCUGUAAUUAACUCGAUUAAAAAUUUUAUUCGUUUGACAGCCCUAGUUCAAAUGCAAAUUUUUCAAUCUCAAAUAUUUUUUCGCAUUCAAGAAUUUUUUCCAUGAUUGAAAUUUUUCUUUUUUAAUUGAAGUGAUUUUUCUUUUUGAAAUUAUCUAUUUUUUAAGCAACUUAUUUUUUGAUUGAAUUAUAAAGACAAAAAUGUCCUAGCCGAAAUGUGGCCAAACACAAAUCAACAUUACUUCAAUCGAAAAAGUUGCUUCAAUCAAAAAAAAAAAAAGAAAAAGAAAAAAAAAAAUCAAAGAAAAUGCA
This is a messenger RNA of Corythoichthys intestinalis (scribbled pipefish), 3058 nucleotides long. It is a transcript of the gene tax1bp3, whose product is annotated as Tax1 (human T-cell leukemia virus type I) binding protein 3. Gene Ontology annotation, cellular component: cell junction; basolateral plasma membrane. The coding region runs from base 133 to 525 and encodes 130 amino acids. The record is from RefSeq and is a predicted model, not a curated record. The transcript has 4 exons. NCBI's taxonomy places the organism in Eukaryota, Metazoa, Chordata, Actinopteri, Syngnathiformes, Syngnathidae. Gene Ontology annotation, biological process: cell-cell adhesion; receptor localization to synapse; receptor clustering. Gene Ontology annotation, molecular function: protein binding.